CGUGUCCGCCGUGUGUUUGUUUGUGGAAUAGUGACCCUUCGGCGGGCGGCGGGCAGAGGAAAAUGAAACGAAAAUUUUACAUAACAUCCGUCGAGGAAGGUUCCGUAGACGGACCGUCGACGACCAACAACGGGCAGUCGUCGACCGAAAUAGACGAACGCGACGGACGUUCGCGACCAAUCCCGUCGAUCGAUCUGGCCAUGGCGUUUGCCGGAAAACAAUCGCAGCCCAACCGGGACGGCGCCGGGACUAUCCCGCUCACCGACGGCACAGUGCUCCGGACGGCUAACCACGGCGGAAUGCCGGUGACACCGUCAACGGCACCCAGCAAGUACAUAUAUCUGGUGGACCUGUGGGGUCGUUUUGCUAACUUCUACCCGGUGGGGCGACAGAUAACGAUCAUGCCAGCUGGAUGCCCCACGGUUCAGCGCAGCUGGCCGGUCACCUCCCAGCCAGUGGCCCUGUUGGUCGUUUUCGGAUUCCUGUGGGCCAUCGCAUGGUCCAUCCUGCCAGCCGGUCUCUCCGAUCCCACCGGUGGCUUCAUGCGCCUUGCGUUCCUGUUCCUGGGCGCCCAAACGUGCGGUGAGCUCGUCUCGCUGACCGGACUCCCGGACAUGCUCGGCAUGCUGGGCUGGGGCGUCCUGUACGCCAAUGUGGGCUGGGCGGACUUCGGUGGCUACGAGCGGCUCGAGGUGUUCCUGCGUGAGAUGGCGCUCGUCAACAUAAUGCUGCUGGCCGGUCUCGGACUGGACUACGCGGCCCUGCGGUCCCUCUUCCGCUUCAUCAUGCUACUAACGGUGCUGCCGAGCGUGGCCGAGGUUGCUGCCACGGCCGUGCUCUCACACUACCUCCUCGAGCUGCCCUGGCUCUGGGGCGUCCUUCUGGGGCUGGUGGUGACGGCCAUCUCGCCAAACGUCGUCGUGACGGUGCUGCUGCGGUUGAAGGAGGAGCGGCUCGGUCUGGGCAAAGGCAUUCACACAUUAAUCAUCGCCGUGACAAGCUGUAAUGAUGUUCUGGCAAUUUUCCUGUUCGGUGUCAUCCUGGGCCUGAUCUUCGUCACCGGUAACGUCACCAGCCAGAUCGCGCAGGGCCCGAUCGGCAUCGUAAUUGGGCUCGGCUACGGGUCCGCGUGCGGUCUCGUCCUUCUGCACCUGCCAUCGUACCACGCGAGGUACAGCGCCGGGUUGCGGUUCACGAUGACGGCCCUGGCCGGCGCGCUGUCCGUCGUUGGCAGCAAGGCGAUCGGUUACCCGACGGCCGGGGCGCUCGGGUGCAUCGUGACGGCGUUCGUGGCCGGCACCGGGUGGCGCAAGCGGCCCGACGGUGGCGCUGCGGAGGUGGGCGCGUACCUCGAUCUUGUGUGGAAGUUUCUGAAGCCCGUGUCUUUCUCGCUGAUCGGCAAGGAAGUCAACUUUUCCGUCCGGGCCGGCGAAACGGUGCUGUACGGGAUGGUAACGCUCGUCGUCGCCGUGCUGCUUCGACUGGCGUUCUCGUACUGCUCCACUCUAGGCAGUGAGCUGAACUGGAAGGAGCGGGCGUACGUUACGCUGUCCGGCUUCCCGAAGGCCACCGUCCAGGCGGCACUCGGUCCGGCGGCGCUCGACCUUGCCCGGGCACUCGGCGCACCGGAGGAGGACUACGGAAGGGCGCAAACCGUGCUGAUUGUGACGGUUUUGGCAAUCAUCUUCACGGCCCCGCUCGGUGCGCUGCUGAUGGUGAAGCUGGCGCCACGGUGGCUGAAACGAUCGGUGACGGCGGACGAUGAUCGGUACCAGUGA
This is a messenger RNA of Anopheles cruzii, 1778 nucleotides long. Its product is annotated as sodium/hydrogen exchanger 9B2-like. The transcript is spliced from 7 exons. Gene Ontology annotation, cellular component: membrane. Gene Ontology annotation, molecular function: antiporter activity. The record is from RefSeq and is a predicted model, not a curated record. Bases 63 to 1778 code for a protein of 571 amino acids. NCBI's taxonomy places the organism in Eukaryota, Metazoa, Arthropoda, Insecta, Diptera, Culicidae. Gene Ontology annotation, biological process: proton transmembrane transport.